Nipponia nippon (crested ibis) is the source of this 4376-nucleotide messenger RNA. The record is from RefSeq and is a predicted model, not a curated record. NCBI's taxonomy places the organism in Eukaryota, Metazoa, Chordata, Aves, Pelecaniformes, Threskiornithidae.
AUGGAACAGCUCAUUCUGGAAGUCAUCUCUAAGCAUGUGGAGGAAAAGAAGGUUAUCAGGAGUAGUCAACAUGGAUUCACCAAGGGGAAAUCACGCUUGACCAAUCUGAUGAUAGUCUUCUAUGAUGGCAUGACUGGCUGGGUAGAUGAAGGGAGAGCAGUGGAUGUUGUCUACCUUGACUUCAGGAAGGUUUUUGACACGGUCUCCCAUAACAUCCUCAUAGGUAAGCACAGGAAGUGUGGGUUAGAUGAGUGGACAAUUACAACUGAUGGGAAACCCAAGAUAAUUGAUAUAAUUGAUACAACAGGCAGUGGUGAUGUAACUACAUGUACCAUUGUAGAACCUAAGGAUGGGGAAAUUACUGGUCUUUCUGGAAGAACUUUAAAGAUUCCAGCAAACUGGGUAAAUCCUUCAGGCAAAUAUCACAUUGGCAUAAAAAAUGGCUAUGAUAUCUAUCCUAAAGCUCUUAAGGAGAGGAUUCAGAAAGAACGCAAGGAAAAGCUCUGGGAUCCAGUUCACAGACUGGCUCUAGCAGAGGCCUGUAGGAAACAAGAAGAAUUUGAUGCUGCUCAUAGCUCUCCCUCCCAGGUGAAUAAGCUAAUAAAGGAAGAACUUCAAAAUCAAGUGGAACUGUUGAAUUCUUUUGAGAAAAAAUAUAGUGAUCCUGGCCCAGUAUAUGAUUGUCUAGUAUGGAAUGAUGGUGAGACCUGGAGAGCCUGCAUAGAUACAAGUGAGAGUGGUGACUUAACUAGCUGUACAGUGCUGAGAACAUAUAAAGAGGCUCAGGAAUAUGGAUCUUUUGGAACAUCUGAGAUGUUGAAUUAUUCAGUGAAUAUAUAUGAUGAUGGAAACCUUCUUUCCAUUGUGACAAGUGGAGGAGCACAUGGAACACAUGUGGCUAGUAUUGCAGCUGGAUACUUUCCAGAAGAACCAGAACGAAAUGGUGUGGCUCCUGGAGCUCAGAUUCUUGCAAUCAAGAUUGGUGAUACGAGACUAAGUACAAUGGAAACUGGCACUGGUCUAAUAAGAGCUAUGAUAGAAGCAAUAAAAUACAAAUGUGAUCUUGUCAACUAUAGCUAUGGAGAAGCGACACAUUGGCCAAAUUCUGGGAGAAUUUGUGAAGUAAUUAAUGAAGCGGUGUGGAAACACAAUGUAAUCUAUGUUUCAAGUGCAGGAAAUAAUGGCCCUUGCCUUUCUACAGUAGGAUGUCCUGGUGGAACUACGUCUAGUGUAAUAGGUGUUGGUGCCUAUGUGUCACCUGACAUGAUGGUUGCUGAAUACUCUUUAAGAGAAAAACUGCCAGCAAAUCAAUAUACUUGGUCAUCCAGAGGGCCUAGCACUGAUGGAGCCCUUGGAGUAAGUAUCAGCGCCCCAGGAGGUGCUAUUGCUUCUGUUCCAAACUGGACUCUGCGAGGAACACAACUCAUGAAUGGCACAUCCAUGUCUUCUCCCAAUGCAUGUGGAGGCAUUGCAUUAGUGUUGUCAGGGCUCAAAGCUAAUGAUAUUCAUUACACUGUUCAUUCUGUCAGAAGAGCUUUAGAAAAUACUGCAGUGAAAGCUGAAAACAUAGAAGUAUUUGCACAAGGACACGGUAUUAUUCAGGUUGAUAAAGCCUAUGACUACCUCAUUCAGAAUUCAUCAUUCACAAGUAACAUAGGCUUUACAGUUACUGUCGGCAGCAACCGUGGAAUCUACCUCAGAGAUCCUGCCCAGAUAGCUGCACCUUCUGAUCAUGGGGUUGGCAUAGAACCUGUCUUUCCUGAGAAUACAGAGAACACUGAAAGAAUAUCUCUUCAGCUUCAUUUAGCUUUAACUUCAAAUGCACCAUGGGUCCAGUGUCCUAGUCAUUUAGAGCUUAUGAACCAGUGUCGACACAUAAAUAUUCGUGUGGAUCCACGUGGCCUGAGAGAAGGACUGCAUUAUACAGAGGUGUGUGGAUAUGAUAUAGCAAUGCCUAAUGCAGGCCCUCUGUUCAGAGUUCCAAUAACUGUUGUUAUACCAACAAGAGUAGAUGAAUCGUCAAGCUAUGACCUGACGUAUACAGAUGUUCAUUUUAAACCUGGUCAAAUCCGAAGGCAUUUCAUUGAUGUUCCACAGGGAGCUACGUGGGCUGAAGUGACAGUAUGUUCGUGUUCAGCUGAUGUGACUGCCAAAUUUGUGCUUCAUGCUGUUCAGCUAGUGAAACAAAAAGCAUAUAGAAGUCAUGAGUUCUACAAAUUUUCAUCCUUACCAGAAAAAGGAUCAGUGACUGAAGCAUUUCCUGUCUUAGCUGGAAAAACCAUUGAAUUUUGUGUUGCUCGGUGGUGGGCAAGCCUUAGCGAUGUUAGCAUUAAUUACACAAUUUCUUUCCAUGGUGUACUUUGUGCUACACCUCAGCUAAACAUGCAUGCUUCAGAAGGCAUCGUACGAUUUGAUGUUCAGUCUCUGUUGAAGUAUGAAGAUAUUGCUCCAUGCAUAAAUCUGAAAAGCUGGGUUCAAACACUCAGACCAGUGAGUGCAAAAAUAAAACCUUUGGGCUCCAGAGAUAUUUUACCAAAUAAUCGUCAACUGUAUGAGAUGAUUUUGACCUAUAACUUUCACCAGCCUAAGAGUGGAGAAGUAACUCCAAGCUGUCCACUUCUUUGUGAAUUGUUGUAUGAAUCUGAAUUUGAUAGUCAACUGUGGAUUAUUUUUGACCAGAACAAAAGACAAAUGGGUUCAGGAGAUGCCUAUCCACACCAGUAUUCUGUGAAACUGGAAAAAGGAGAUUACACUAUUCGGUUACAAAUUCGUCACGAACAGAACAGUGAGCUGGAUCGCAUCAAAGACCUUCCAUUUAUUGUUUCUCACAGGUUGUCUAGUACCUUGAGCUUAGAUAUUUAUGAAAACCAUAGCCUUGCUCUCUUAGGAAAGAAGAAAUCCAACAGUUUGACAUUACCACCAAAACACAGUCAGCCAUUCUUUGUUACAUCUCUGCCUGACGACAAAAUACCUAAAGGAGCAGGACCAGGUUGUUAUCUUGCAGGAGCUCUUACCCUGUCUAAAACAGAACUUGGAAAGAAAGCUGAUGUCCUUACUGUUCACUAUCAUCUGAUACCAUCACCUUCAAAGAGUAAAAAUGGCAGCAAGGAGAAAGAAAGAGAACAGGAAAAAGAGAAAGAUGUAAAAGAAGAAUUUGCUGAAGCUUUAAGAGAUCUAAAAAUACAGUGGAUGACCAAGCUGGAUACCACUGACAUGUAUAAUGAGUUGAAAGAAGCAUUUCCUAAUCAUCUUCCAUUGUACGUUGCAAGACUUCAUCAGCUGGAUUCUGAAAAGGAACGAAUGAAAAGACUUGAUGAAAUUGUUGAAGCUGCAAAUACUGUAAUCUCUCAUAUUGAUCAGACAGCGUUAGCAGUAUAUUUUGCCAUGAAGACUGAUCCCAGGCCUGAUGCAACUACUAUAAAAAAUGAAAUGGAAAAACAGAAGACUACUUUAGUGGAUGCACUUUGUCGAAAAGGAAGUGCACUGGCUGACCAACUUCUUCAUCUGCAGGCCCAAGAAGGGGCUGCUUCUAGUGAUGCAGAAGGCAAAGAUGAGGAUCAUGAGAGCUGCUCAGAAGCUUUGACAGAGACGUUCUGGGAAACAACAAAAUGGACUGAUCUUUUUGACAGCAAGGUUUUGACUUUUGCCUAUAAGCAUGCAUUGGUAAAUAAAAUGUAUGGGAGAGGUCUCAAGUUUGCCACAAAACUUGCAGAAGAGAAGCCAACAAAGGACAACUUGAAAAACUGCAUUCAGCUAAUGAAGUUGCUUGGAUGGACUCAUUGUGCAACUUUCACUGAAAAUUGGCUUCCUGUCAUGUAUCCACCUGAUUAUUGUGUAUUCUAGAAAACCAACAACUGUAAACUUAAAGUGAUUUUAUAUGGGCAGAAUAUGAAAAGAUAAGUUCGACUUUUUAUUGGAACGCAUGUUUUCAUUACUGAAUGCUGAUUAUCAAAUUGUGUGUAUUUAUCAGUAAAGGCACCUGGGUACAGCUUAAUACCUGUUAACCUAACUCCUGUCAUCAGGGAGUUUCCUUAUUGUGCAUCCCAUUGCUGGCAAUGGAUGUGCCAGAACUGCCAACACCAAGGAUUUGGAAUUAGGCUGGAAAGGCUUACUGCAUGCAUGUUAGGUUCUUAACUGUUACUUUUAACUGCAAACCUGUAAAAGCUCUGUAUUUUUUACAGUAAACUGAAUUUUAACAUGUUUGAUCUUAAUUUCAAUUGUAUGAAGGCCUUAAAGCUACUUCAAGAGUAGCUAAAAUCUUAUUUAUUAGACUAAAGUCACAGGACAUCAUUACCUGUAUUGUUUGCAAGAGUUUACAUUUAAUUUUUUUAAGAAAAAUUCAACCUCUCAAACCGUUACAAUGCGUAACUCGGAAU